AUGUCAAAUUCUCACACGUCGCGCCCGGUUUGUUUGUUUGUUUGUCUUUUUGAACGGCGUCCCGUUGACUUUGCAGCCCGCAAGCAGGAAAUCAUCAAGCUCACCGAGCAGCUGAUCGAGGCCAUCAACAACGGAGACUUCGAGGCUUACGCCAAGAUCUGCGACCCGGCCUUGACUUCCUUUGAACCCGAGGCGCUGGGCAACCUGGUGGAAGGGAUGGACUUCCACCGCUUCUACUUUGACAACCUGCUGUCCAAAAACCACAAGCCCAUCCACACCACCAUCCUGAACCCUCACGUGCACCUGAUCGGCGAAGACGCCGCCUGCGUGGCCUACAUCCGCCUCACGCAGUUUGUGGACGGGCAGGGUCAGCCGCGGUCCAGCCAGUCCGAGGAGACCCGGGUGUGGCACCGCCGGGACGCCAAGUGGCAGAACAUCCACUUCCACUGCUCGGGAGCUCCCGCCGCACCGCUGCAGUAGUCGGGUGUUGCAGGAAGGGGAGGAUCCGCUCAAUCGGGCAGGAGGGAGGGAGGCGCCAGUCCAAACUUCAACAGGAACUCCCUCGCGCGCACACACACACACACACACACACACACACCCUUGUGUCACUGCACUGGAAACACGACGUAAAGUUUCAAGUCCUUCUUGGAAGACUUGGGAUUCCAUAUUUGUAUACAGUAUGUCAUUUGUACCAUGAAAGUGAGCGAUGCCAGUGGUUUCUAUUUCUAGUUCGAGUGAACUCGUCUCGUUUUGAUUUCAGGACGCAUGCAAAACUGUGGCUAUUCCGUGGAACAGUGGACAUCGUUAUGCCGUGGCUUUUUUCUUCUGUCACUUCUUUCCUAUGCUGUGUGAUGCACCCGUCACGUUUUUGGCUGCUUGGGAUUGCAAUCUUGCUAUUUUAAUUUCUACAGAAACUGUCAG
Messenger RNA from Hippocampus comes (tiger tail seahorse), 921 nucleotides. Its product is annotated as calcium/calmodulin-dependent protein kinase type II subunit beta-like. Lineage: Eukaryota; Metazoa; Chordata; Actinopteri; Syngnathiformes; Syngnathidae. The coding region runs from base 1 to 480 and encodes 159 amino acids. Gene Ontology annotation, molecular function: calmodulin binding; calcium/calmodulin-dependent protein kinase activity. Gene Ontology annotation, biological process: protein phosphorylation. The transcript has 5 exons. The record is from RefSeq and is a predicted model, not a curated record.